Molecule: messenger RNA, 1107 nt
Organism: Ectocarpus siliculosus
Lineage: Eukaryota; Phaeophyceae; Ectocarpales; Ectocarpaceae
Source: the annotation of a GenBank genome assembly
AUGUCUACAAGAUGGGCGACGAGCAUGCCAGCCCUUCCCCUAGCAUCGCCGACCAGUGACUUCCCCAUGGUUCCGGGCAUACGACGUGGCCACGGGCCAUACGUGAAGAUGUUGCAGGGUGCCCGUCCGGGAUCCUCGGGGAUGAUUAGAUCGUCCAAGUCUCAACCCAUCCUGCGCGGGUAUGGAGAAGGCACCCGACCGGGCACAGCGGGUUCGAGCGUGCCUGCCCGCACGCGGGAGGGUAGCUGUAUCCCAGACUACAUCACCAAGGAGAAGCAGGUACUCCGCUUCUUCGCCUACUUCCAGGAGCCCGUUCACGAAGGCGGGAGCAUGGACGCCACAGGUUUCCGUGUGAGGAAGUUCAGCAUAAUGUACUUCUUGUCGGACAGUACCAUCUCCAUCGAGGAGCCGCGAAUCACCAACAGCGGCCUUACGCAGGGAAAGUUCAUGAGGCGCUUGCAGGUUACGCGGCCGCUCAACUCUUGCGCCCGGGACGCCCGCAGUGCCGGCGGCAGCGCCACUCCUGUGCGGGCGACCGGCGGUGGCGGCGACGAAGGGGGCGUGAUGGGCGGCUGUAGCGGUAAGGGCGGCGCCACCACGCCCCCCCCCCGAGACAUCUACGCCCCCGGAGACUUCGGCGUCGGAGAGGAGGUCUGGAUCCACGGCCGCAGGUUCCGGAUCGUGGACGCGGAUCUCACCACCCGGCAGUGGUUCCAGCGGAACCUCGGCCGUAGCCUGAAGCCGACGGAGAACUACCCGGAGGACGGCUAUGGGGCGGAGCGUGCCAAGGUGUCCGCCCCCAAGAAGAGGUCCAUGAUGCCGGCCCGCGAGAAGGGGGAGUUCUACAAGAAGGAUCGGAAAGUUCUGCGAUUCUUCUGCAAGUACAAGGACUGCCGCCUGCAGGGAGACAAGCGUGACUACAUCCUGUACUACUACCUCCUCAACGACACCAUCGAAAUUAAGGAGGUGGCCGCGGAGGGCCGGCAUAACUUCCCGAACCUUCUGCGCCGCCAGAAGCUUCCGAAGGACUCCAUGUUUGUCCCCACUGGUUACGGGGGGGUAAUUUCCCCCCGGGAUCCGCAGCGAUUUCACCACCCUCGCCUUUGA